GGGUCAAACAAUAUUAUCGACGAAGCAGGAAACUUACAUCAAGAAGCCACGAUUACACAUUUUUUUUUUUUUAAUAUUUCCAUUUGCAUUUUCCUCCUCCUCCUCUUGCCCCUCACCCCUCAAGUAAUCAGCUGAUCACUCAUGCAUAUCUUUUUUUUUUUUUCAAUCUCCUCCAAGCAUUAACACUUUUUUUAUAGCACCGCCAUUACCAACACACUCCUACUCUUUUUGUUUUCCUACUCCUCUAAUUCCUCUGAUUACGCCUCCCUCUUACUUAUUACUCCUCUUACUCCCUAUUUCCUCUACUCUUCCACGUUUGUUGUUUAUAUUAAUUUAUUUUACCUCCUCCUCCUCUUCGUUCUCCUCUUUAUCCUUCUUUUUCUCUAUUCUUACUCCUCCUCCUCUUCCUCCUCCUCCUCGUUCUAAUCCUCAUUCUUUUCUCCUCUUCUUUCUCUUCCUCUUUCUUUUUCUUCUCCUCCUCCUCCUCCUCGUUCUAAUCCUCAUUCUUUUCUCCUCUUCUUUCUCUUCCUCUUUCUUUUUCUUCUCCUCUUCCUCCUCCUCGUAUACCUGGCUCCCCCAUUUCACAAGGUCGCCAAAAGAGUGUAAACAGAGCCCCUAAAAACACACCUAUUGCGGAUAUUCACUUCCUCGAGAUGACAGGCGGUGUGUAACGGUGUAUAUAUUUUCUCUUCUUGCGUGUGUGCGUGCGUGUGUGUGCUCAGCUUGGAGGUGUGGUCGGGCGGGCAAGGAUGGGGCCUGGAGGUGGUGGGGGCGGCCUGCACUCACCACGCCAACUCGACGGCCAGGUAAGGUUGCAAACGUUAAUGAGAUUGUUUGAUUUUUAAGUUGUCAUUUUUUUGUAUUUGGUUAAUGUGAUGGACUAUGAGUCUUCACGUUCAUUUUGCCUCUUUAAUUAUUAAUGUAGCUGCAGGCUAUAAACUAUGUGCCUAUCUAUCGUUUAUCUGCCCAUCUAUCUAAGUAUCUAGCCUAAAAUACAUAUAAUCAAAGUCGAUAGUCAUCAUCAAUGUAAGGAUAAAACGUCACGGCAUGAGCUGCGGCAAACAUUCCUUUCCUCCGAGUGUUGCGUGGCGCGAGGAAGACAUGCAAUGCAGCAGCAGCGUGGCCGCGACGGUGCUCGCGCUGCCCCACACUGGACUCCUUGACUCACUGCUGACCUUGACCUGCAGGUGUGCGGACGGCGAGGCACACACUCCGUCAUGGAAGGAAGGGUGGACGCUGCCAUCCAAUGCCUCCUACAACUAUGCACUACACAAGGGCGGCAUCACCUUCACGGUGCUCAACUCUCGCAGCAGCCGCGUCAUCUUCCACAAGGUGUUCCAGCUGGGCCUGUACUGGGCGCACUGGGCGGACCUGGAGUGGCACCUGCAGCGCGUGGUCCCGGGGCGGGUCGUCGUCUUGGCCGUCGCCGUCUCCGGCGCGGUGGGUCUCCGCCACGCCGCCACGCGCCUCGCCGCUCUCGGCUCCCUCUUCGCCCUUCACCUGCCGCCCGCCGCGCACUGGACGUGGGUCUUCGUCAGGGGCGGUCGCACCCUCUCGGAGACGGUCACUCUCCCCGCCAGCGGCGCGCACCACGCCCACCUCCUGCUGCCGCUCUCCACACAGCCCCGCCCGCCCGACGCCGACCCUCGCUGGCACUACUGUGCCGCCCACGGUGCCAUGGGCGGCCUCUGUGACGAGCACAGCCCCGACCCGCUGCCGCCGCCGCCGCCCGCCCCCGUGGCGCGCCAAGCCGCCCUCGCCAACGUCCCCGUCAUCGUCACCGCCGGCGCCAGACACCAAUACCUUUACCACACCCUCACCGCCCUCCUGGCGGCGCCCGGCGCCCUCCGCCACAAUGUACUGGUGGUCCUGGGCGACGCCCCGCAGCCCACUGUCAACCUCCUCCGCCUUCUCGGCCUCAACUUCACCAGCGUCGCCGUCAGCGGCCAACACAACGACAAGCUCUUCCGCUACUACCGGGCCGUCUUUCGCCUGCUGGAGCGAUCUUUUCCCGACGCACCUGCUGCCAUCCUACUGGACGAGGACGUCGAGGUCUCACCGGACUUCUUCUCUUUCUUCAGCCAAACGCUGUGGCUGCUGCACGCCGACCCUUCGCUCUACUGCAUCAACGCAUACUCCGCCACGGGAUUCAGGGGCAUAGCUCAUGACCCGCAUACGCUCCAGCGUGCCAGCGUGCAGGUGGAGUGGGGCUUUGCUGUCACGCUGGACUUCAUCAGGGAAGUGAAUGCCAAGUGGCCGAGUGAGCCGCGGGAGAAUGACGUGAUACUCUAUGACGCCUGGCUUUUCCAACACGGCGCCCGCGGGCGUGAGUGCAUCUUCCCCGAGGUUAGUCGCUCCAAGCAUUUCGGCGUGGGCGUCAACAGCGAAGCCUGGAGCACAGAGAUGUACUUCCUCUCCAAGCCGCUGGUGGGACGGGCCCACGUGCCCCUGUUGGAGGUGGCGGACAUGGUGUGGGAGCCAUGGCAGCGGCGCUUUACUGACAGCCUCCGACGCGCCACGCCCCUCACCGGCAACCCCUGUGGGGAGGACUUUGUGCCACGCGUCAACACCCCCACGACCUUCGUGUUCUUCUACAAGCUAAGCAGAAAGCGGGACGGCCAGCCAGACUACCACAACUUUUACUUCGCCGCCAAGUGCCUCAACGCGUGGGGCGUGUCGGACCAGGGGCUCCACCAGCAGGUGUUGACGGUGCGUAUUUCCCUCCUGGCCACGCUGUACCUGGUGGGCACCCCGUUCUCCCCAUACGGACACCUCCGCCCACCGCACGUCAGGCCCUGGCGGAGCGAGACCCUUACAGCCCAGGAAGAGGAGGUCGUCAUGAACAGGAUCAAGCAGUUUGAGAUGGGGGAGUACCGCGUCACCAACCUCAACGUGACCGCUGACUCUCUACUGGACCUGCUGGCUGGCAGCGGAACCUGAGGCGGCGGCGACGAUCACUCCAUAGGAUUGCUCUCAUCCGAUACGCUCACGAGAGUUAGCCAUCGAUGUGGCAAGACGGGGGCAAGGGAGCACACGCUGACCAUAUAACAGGUGUUUGCUUUACACGGUGAGUGGGUCAUCUCUACCUUAAAUGACGCGAACAAACUAAGGUUCUUGUAUUUCUUUGCCAAGCUGGAGCCCAAACAAACCCAAGUCCGCUAACCUAGGUCACGGACACCCACAGAUAUCAAUUCAUUCAUGGGAAAAAAAAAUGCUGGUGUUUUCCGAGUUCCUAUAUCCUAACGGUGGCGGUGAAAAAAUGUACAAAAGAGCAUAAUUCAAAACUAUAAAUAAGGGUGAAGGGAAGGAUGUGGCAUUAAUAUAGGAAUGACGUCAAGAAAUGUACAAAAGAUCAAAAUCAAAAGUAAAAAUAAGGGUGACGGGAAGGAUUAAAAAUUUGUGGCAUUAUUAAAGACAACGAGACAAAUGAAGAGAUGAUGCAUUACAUAACUGACAACCAAAGGGGAAAAUAACAGUGGAGGGAGCCCUUGAAAAAUGAAGGUUGUUUCUUUUAAAUGAAGAGAGAGGAAAUAAAGGAAGGGGAGGAAGGAAGGAGGGCGUGAGAGAAGGGGAGGGCAGGCCACCACCACCGCAGUCACGAACACACUCACAGGUUGACCGGCCAGGCAUGACACCACGGCGACUCACUCCACCACCACCACCAGCAUCACCACCACCACCACUAUCACUACAACCAACACUACCAUCGCCACAACCACCAACAUCGCCAGCGACUCACUCCACCACCACCACCACCACCACUGCCACUAUCACCACAACCAAAACUACCAUCACCACAACCACCACCACCACCGGCGACUCACUCCACCUAAAUUUCCACCAUCAUCACAACCACCACCACCUCACAAAGCUAACUGAGGAAAUUCCAAAAAGUUGUGAAAGAUUUGUAUGAAAAAGAAUCUCUCUCUCUCUCUCUCUCUCUCUCUCUCUC
This is a messenger RNA of Eriocheir sinensis (Chinese mitten crab), 3952 nucleotides long. Its product is annotated as protein O-linked-mannose beta-1,2-N-acetylglucosaminyltransferase 1-like. The record is from RefSeq and is a predicted model, not a curated record. Bases 1048 to 2940 code for a protein of 630 amino acids. The transcript has 2 exons. Gene Ontology annotation, cellular component: Golgi membrane. Gene Ontology annotation, molecular function: beta-1,3-galactosyl-O-glycosyl-glycoprotein beta-1,3-N-acetylglucosaminyltransferase activity. Gene Ontology annotation, biological process: protein O-linked glycosylation via N-acetylgalactosamine. NCBI's taxonomy places the organism in Eukaryota, Metazoa, Arthropoda, Malacostraca, Decapoda, Varunidae.